GGGGAGAGAGAGGGACAGGGAGGGAGAGAAAGGGAGAGGGAGAGCACAGGAGCAAACAGAUUACAGCUGCACUACGAGCUAUGGUGGUGCACACACACACACACACACACACACACACAGACACACACACACACACACACACGCACACACACACACACACACACACACACACACACCCACACCCACACACACCGCUCUCCCUCCCUCUCUCCUCCUCUCUGGGAGCCGCUACAACAACAUGAACAUCAUCACACCGGGUGCUCUCCCCCUCGGCUGAGGGAGUGAAGAGGAGAGGAGAGGAGAGGAGAGGAGCAGAGAGGAGAGGAGGGGAGAGGACAAGGAGCCAAGAAUAGAAGAGAGGAGAAGAGAGGAGAGAGGGAAUGAAGAAAGAGAGGAGAGGAUAGGAGAGGUGAUCCCUGCACAAAAUCAACACAAACCAUAGUUUUGUUCUCGUGAAGGUUCUGGACCAGAGGAACCCGUUCUGAUUGGACGAUGGACCCUACAGCUGCGGUCAGGAGUAAGUGAAAGAACAGCGCCUCAACUUUGCUCCUCUCUCUCUCCCCCUCUCUCUCUCCCCCUCUCUCUCUCUCCCCCUCUCUCUCUCUCGCUCCUCAUACAUCCAGAGGACUCUCCACCGUCCCGCUGUCGCUCGUCCCAUGUAUCGGAGCGCGGCCCCCCCGCUCCGGGGCCCCAGGGCCACCCGGGGUCUCUGGCGGCUGUGGCCCCUGGUCUGCUGGUUGUCCCUGGCGACGGGCUCCGCCACGUCGGCCCCUGAGAGGGGGGAGACGGGCCCCGGCUAUGCCGGGGUGACGGAGGAGUGGAGGAUCACCCCGACCACCCCCGCCGCCGCGCUACGCCUGCAGCCGGACCUACAGAAGGAGGAGUCACAGACAGACCUACAGACGGAGGAGUCACAGACAGACCUACAGACCGAGGAGUCACAGACAGACCUACAGACGGAGGAGUCACGGACAGACCUACAGACGGAGGAGUCACAGACAGACCUACAGACGGAGGAGUCACGGACAGACCCACAGACCGAGGAGUCACAGACAGACCUACAGACGGUCCUACAGACAGAGGAGUCGGGGAGAGAGUCACGGACAGACCUACAGACGGAGGAGUCACAGACAGACCUACAGACGGAGGAGUCACAGACAGACCCACAGACGGAGGAGUCACAGACAGACUCACAGACAGAUAAGUCACAGACAGACCCACAGACCGAGGAGUCACAGACGGACUCACAGACAGAUGAGUCACAGACAGACCUCCAGACAGAGUCACUGACAGAGUCACGGAAGGACCUACAGACAGACCUACGGACGGAGGGGUCACGGACGGACCUACAGACAGAGUCACAGACGCAGAGCUCCACCAGCAACUACACAGGUCUGUCCUGCCCCGCCCUGCUCCCGCCCCGGCGGGGGUCUUUCUACGUGGAGGCGGGUACGGGGGUCUCGGUGGGCAGCGUGCUGGCCUUCUGGUGCCGGGGGGGCUACCAGCUGGUGGGCGGCGACCGAGUCCGCUGUGAGGUCCGCAGGGGGCGGGCCGAGUGGAGCAACCACAAGCCCGUCUGUGAAGCCAUCCCGCGGCCUGAGGACAGGGGUCUGCGUGUGGCGGUGCUGGCCUCGGUGGUCAGCGGGGUGGUCAUCCUGGCCAUGUCCGUCUCCUUCCUCAUCUGCUGCCUGCAGGAGCGCCACGGGGGCCAGGGGGCCCCCCGCAGGGAGGGGCCCUGCAGGGAGGGGCCCCGCAGGGAGGGCGCCCCCAGCAGCAGGCGGAGGGAGAAGCGGGCGGGGUCGCGGCGGGGGGAGUGCUGGCUGGAGCGGGAGGAGGGGGAGUGGGACUCCUUCGCACCCCCCAAGAUCUUCCACCUGUCCCAGCGGGCGGACCCCCGGCUGGCCCCGGACAGCGCCCUCUACCUGACCGGGGGCCUCACGGGCUACGAGAACAGAGGCUACCACAGGAGCCAGGAGAGCCUCCUGAAGGCUCCCCUCCCCAGCCUCUACCGCUCAGAGUCCCAGCUCUACCCCCACGUGGUCCUUCAGAGGGUCCCCACCCCCACCGUCCCUACCGCCCCCUCUGCCCCGCCCGCCGGCCCCUCGCCCACCAGCACCCACCACCACCCGUCCUCCACCACCACCUCCACCUCAAGCGCCAUCCACCACCUCCAGGCACACCUCCGGGGCCACUACCCGACCUCAGGCCCCUACCCCACUUCAGGCCCCUACCCCACUUCGGGCCCCUGGCCCACAUCGGGCCCCUACCCACACAACCCCGGGGCGGUCGGCCCCGCCUACCCGGCCUCCGUCUACCCCAACCCCAACCCCGCCGCCCAAAGGCACUGGCAGUAACCCACCACCGGUUUGACAUCGGCCUCAUCCCUCCAUCGAUCCGGGAUAUGAUACGAAACAACGGCUCUUAAGAGAUGCUGGUUUUGACCAACACUGGUCUGGGGUUGCUAUGGUUACCAAGCUGAGCCCUGAGAUGUUGAGGGACCUCUUGGUGCAGUCGGGUGGAGGACGUGGACUCCUUUGAGGUGGUGUCUGUGUCUGAGGUCUCCCCAUACAAAUUGAGGGGCGUAUUCCAAAGGAACUUCCUGUGGUUAACCAGGCAGGAUGGCGAUCUCCUUCAUGAUCAGGUCUGUGGUGUGAACCUUCCCUCUCGACCCAGCCUUGCAGGGUCUUGGGAUUCCUGGGUCUAGAUUACACACUUCUGGGGUGAAGACCACCACCCUGGGGUCUUCAUUCUGGGGUCUAAACACUCUCAGAAGAUCUGGAGGGAAGGACAAAAGGGAACAUGUUUUGUACCCGCAAGUGACAUCUGAGAACUGCUUUUCAAAACGGACCAACCAGCCAGGUCCCGCAGUGUGUGUGAAAUUAGUUGUAGCUUUACCAGGGACAUGUGAUUACAAAAGAGUGAUUAGGAGCCUCCCGAUUGGUUUAUACAUUCCUGCAGUCAAUAUGUCGGAUGGUCAGAGGAUUUCAAAAUGGCAGCUCCGCGAUGCAGCGGGAGACAGAACCAGGACUUCUAAGAUGGCUGCUCCCGUACCAGAUAACAUUCUUUAUGUCACUUCCUGGAGGUGUUUGGACACAACUGUCCCACUAGCAUAGACCCUUCAGACCCUCUGGAACCGACUUUAUUAACAAUAACUCAACAUCACGAGACCUGUUUAUUUCUCUGGUUGUUAGAUUGUCAAGAUAUUAAAGUUGGUUUGUCGUUUAA
Messenger RNA from Gadus morhua (Atlantic cod), 3225 nucleotides. Its product is annotated as CCP domain-containing protein. The record is from RefSeq and is a predicted model, not a curated record. The transcript has 5 exons. NCBI's taxonomy places the organism in Eukaryota, Metazoa, Chordata, Actinopteri, Gadiformes, Gadidae. The coding region runs from base 657 to 2354 and encodes 565 amino acids.